This is a messenger RNA of Tyto alba (common barn owl), 1079 nucleotides long. RefSeq names its product dnaJ homolog subfamily C member 25-like. Gene Ontology annotation, cellular component: endoplasmic reticulum membrane. The record is from RefSeq and is a predicted model, not a curated record. Gene Ontology annotation, biological process: protein folding. NCBI's taxonomy places the organism in Eukaryota, Metazoa, Chordata, Aves, Strigiformes, Tytonidae. The transcript is spliced from 2 exons. Bases 123 to 632 code for a protein of 169 amino acids.
AAGAAUCCCUCCGGAGUUGUGAGGACCAGUGGACCCAGAGGAGGAGCCAGAUCUCUACCCUCCCGAUCCCCAGGACGUAUGGGCAAAUAUUAAACGACAAGCCUUAGAGCGCCAGAUAGAUAAUGUGGAAGCGCGGGGGUGGUGGCGGCAGCGAAAUGGCGGCGGCGGCGGCGGCGGUCGGGCGCGCAGUGCCGGCGUGGCGGCGGCGGCUGCUGUGCCUCUGUGUGUGCGCCGCGCUGCUGCUGCCGGCGGCGCGGGGCCUCACCGAGGGGCUGUACUGCGGCCGCCGGGUGUGCUACGAGGUGCUGGGCGUCAGCCGGCAGGCCAGCAAGGCGGAGAUCGCCCGCGCCUACCGGCAGCUGGCCCGCAAGUACCACCCCGACCGCUACCGCGGGGAGCCGGCCGCGCUGGGCGGCGGCCCGCAGGCGGCACACGAGAAGUUCCUCGUCAUCGCCACCGCCUACGAGACGCUCAAGGUGAGAGAGCGGGGACCGCCGCCGCGGCCGGAGCCGCUCCGGAUGAAGAAAUGCGCAAAGAUUAUGACUACAUGUUGGAUCAUCCUGAAGAGUAUUACAGGCAUUAUUAUCACUACUACAGCAGGAGAUUGGCACCGAAAGUGGAUGUCAGAAUAGUGAUUCUGGUUACGGUGAUCUCCCAGGCUAAAUGGCCCCCACAAUGGCCUCUGGCUAAUGUUUCUCAGACCUUAGCAGGGAUUGGGGGUGCUGGAAAUAGUCACCAGAGCCUAGAGCUCAUUCAGAUACUGGGCCCGGAGGGGCAUGUAGCCUCUGUUAAGCCCUUUGUGCUACCUGUGCCUAUGAUCUUAUGGGGACGUGAUGUACUGUCACAAUGGGGAAUGGCUAUUCAAACGCAUUUUUAGGAGGGGCCAUUGAGGUGCGCGACACCCUGAAAUUAACCUGGAAAACUAAUACCCCUGUCUGGGUGGAUCAAUGGCCCCUGCCGCUAGAAAAGCUUCGCGCCCUGAAAGAAUUAGUUGAUGAACAGUUAUCCAAAAGACAUGUUGUGCCCUCUGUAAGCCCCUGGAAUUCACCUGUUUUUGUGAUUAAAAAACAAACUGGCAA